Molecule: messenger RNA, 10447 nt
Organism: Condylura cristata (star-nosed mole)
Lineage: Eukaryota; Metazoa; Chordata; Mammalia; Eulipotyphla; Talpidae
Gene: PPP1R9A
Product: protein phosphatase 1, regulatory subunit 9A
Exons: 21
Coding region: 463-4470 (1335 amino acids)
Biological process (GO): neuron projection development; actin filament organization; calcium-mediated signaling
Cellular component (GO): actin cytoskeleton; dendrite; postsynaptic density
Molecular function (GO): actin filament binding
Source: RefSeq, a predicted model, not a curated record
AUUUUUUUUUCCUUUUCUUUUUUUAAUGUGGCCAGGGAGCUCGGCUCUCCCCGUGCCACACUGGGAUCCGCCUGGCAGCCACCGGGAGCCGCAGCCAAUGUGUUAGGACUUCAGGUGCUUCUUGGCACAAAGCUAGACUGCGACCUCCUACCAUAGCGCUUGGCGUCACCUGCUCUCCCGGCCCUGCCCCGGGGCCGAGGGACUGCGUCCCGAAGCCGGCUUGGGAAUCGGCUGCCUCUCAAAUCAACCUCUAGUCUUGCUUUGAAAAAGCCACUUGUGUAACUCUUAAAAGACUGAAUAAUUUCCUAAUGCACCUGUCGGGAGGAUCACUGACACAGUAUGCCAUUUGAGAGGUUCUUUUUCUUGACCACUUUCUGGUGAUUAGAGAAGAGAGGUGUUUUGUCUUUCUGUUUUUUUUUUCCCCCAUCAUUAUGAACACUGGCUUUCAACCCUGAAGUGAAGAUGUUGAAAACGGAGCCUUCAGGUGAACGAACCACUCUCAGAAGUGCCUCUCCUCACAGGAAUGCAUAUAGAACAGAAUUCCAGGCACUGAAAAGUACCUUUGACAAACCCAAGUCAGAUGGGGAACAAAAAGCAAAAGAAGGUGAGGGCUCCCAGCAGAGCCGGGGGAGGAAAUAUGGCUCUAAUGUCAACAGAAUUAAAAAUCUAUUUAUGCAGAUGGGUAUGGAACCCAAUGAGAACGCUGCAGUCAUUGCCAAAACAAGGGGGAAAGGUCGACCUCCAUCCCCUCAGAGAAGAAUGAAGCCCAAAGAAUUUGUGGAGAAAACAGAUGGCUCGGUUGUUAAAUUGGAGUCCUCUGUUUCAGAACGAAUUAGUAGAUUUGACACAAUGUACGAUGGUCCUUCCUAUUCAAAGUUCACAGAAACUAGGAAGAUGUUUGAGAGGAGUGUGCAUGAGUCAGGACAGAACCGCUAUUCCCCAAAGAAAGAGAAAGCCGGGGGCAGCGAACCUCAGGAUGAGUGGGGUGGUCCCAAGUCCAACCGAGGCAGUACUGAUUCCUUGGACAGCCUUAGUUCCCGGACGGAGGCUGUCUCCCCGACUGUGAGUCAACUGAGUGCAGUAUUUGAAAACACCGAUACCCCCGGUGCCAUUGUUUCGGAGAAGGCAGAGAACAAGGAAUACUCAGUGACUGGGCAUUAUCCCCUGAAUUUACCAUCUGUUACUGUUACAAAUCUUGAUACCUUUGGUCACCUUAAGGAUUCUAAUGCUUGGUCUCCUCCAAUCAAGCAUAAUGACGAUAUAGAGGAUGCUCAGAAGAGUGAUACAACUCCAGUAUCAGAAGUAGCUUCGAAAAGUAUCUCUAUGCCUAGUGAAGAAACACAGCUAAGCAAGGAAGCCGAGGGCUUCACAUGUAACCAGGAGAUUCCUGACAGAAUUGACAAAGAUAUCCCUGAAGACUGUUGUGCUGAAAAUAAGACAAUGCCAGAGUCUGAAAUUCCUUCACCACAAAAUGAACCUUUAGAAGAUGCCGAAGCUAAUUUGGUUGGGAGGGAGGCAGCAAUGCAACCGAAGGAAGAUCUUGCAGGUGGUGAUUUUAUCUCUGCUGAUGCUUCUGGAGCCAGUUGUGGAAAGGAAGUACCUGAAGAUUCAAAUAAUUUUGAGAGUUCCCAUGUUUACAUGCAGAGUGACUAUAAUGUGUAUAGGGUUAGAUCCAGGUAUAAUUCAGACUGGGGUGAGACAGGCACUGAACAAGAUGAGCAGGAAGAUAGUGAUGAAAACAAUUACUACCAACCUGAUAUGGAAUACUCAGAAAUUGUUGGCUUGCCAGAAGAAGAAGACAUCCCAGCAAAUAGGAAAAUUAAGUUUAGUAGUGCUCCAAUUAGGGUUUUCAACACAUACUCCAAUGAAGACUAUGACAGGAGAAAUGACGAAGUUGAUCCCGUGGCUGCUUCAGCUGAGUAUGAACUUGAAAAGCGUGUAGAAAAGUUGGAGCUCUUCCCAGUGGAUCUAGAGAAGGAUGAGGAUGGACUUGGUAUAAGUAUUAUUGGAAUGGGUGUUGGAGCAGAUGCUGGACUAGAAAAGCUGGGAAUAUUUGUCAAGACAGUUACAGAAGGUGGUGCUGCCCAGCGGGACGGCAGAAUACAAGUCAAUGAUCAGAUUGUGGAAGUGGAUGGAACCAGCUUGGUGGGUGUCACACAGAAUUUUGCUGCAACAGUUCUCCGAAACACCAAGGGCAAUGUCAGAUUUGUCAUUGGGCGGGAAAAACCUGGACAAGUGAGUGAAGUUGCCCAGUUGAUAAGUCAGACACUGGAACAAGAGAGGCGCCAGAGAGAGUUGCUAGAGCAACACUACGCCCAGUAUGACGCUGAUGAUGACGAGAACACUGUGGCUGAAUUGCAAGGAGUAUCUGGCAACUGCAAUAAUAAUAACAACUAUUCCCUUAAGACAGGAGAAUAUGCCACAGAUGAAGAGGAGGAUGAGGUAGGACCUGUUCUUCCUGGCAGUGACAUUGCCAUUGAAGUCUUCGAGCUGCCUGAGAACGAGGACAUGUUUUCCCCCUCAGAUCUGGAUACAAGUAAACUCAGUCACAAAUUCAAAGAGUUGCAAAUCAAACACGCAGUUACAGAAGCAGAGAUUCAAAAAUUGAAGACCAAGCUGCAAGCAGCAGAAAAUGAGAAGGUGAGGUGGGAACUAGAAAAAAACCAACUCCAACAGAAUAUAGAAGAGAACAAAGAAAGAAUGUUGAAGUUGGAGAGCUACUGGAUUGAGGCGCAAACGUUAUGCCACACAGUGAAUGAACACCUCAAAGAGACUCAAAGUCAGUAUCAGGCCUUGGAGAAGAAGUACAACAAGGCAAAGAAACUGAUCAAGGAUUUUCAACAAAAAGAACUUGAUUUCAUCAAAAGACAGGAAGCAGAAAGAAAGAAAAUAGAAGAUUUGGAAAAAGCUCAUCUUGUAGAAGUUCAAGGCCUACAAGUGCGGAUUAGAGAUUUGGAAACUGAGGUGUUCAAGCUACUGAAGCAGAAUGGAACUCAAGUUAACAAUAACAACAACAUCUUUGAGAGAAGAACAUCUCUUGGUGAAGUCUCUAAAGGAGAUACCAUGGAGAACAUGGAUGUCAAGCAAACAUCUUGUCAGGAUGGCCUCAGUCAAGACUUGAAUGAAGCAGUCCCAGAGACAGAGCGCCUAGAUUCAAAAGCACUGAAAACCCGAGCCCAGCUCUCCGUAAAAAACAGACGUCAGAAGCCCUCUAGGACAAGACUCUACGAUAGUGUCAGCUCAACAGAUGGAGAGGACAGUCUAGAGCGAAAGCCUUCAGACAGUUAUUAUAACCACUUGCAUGUUACCAAAUCACUUCUGCCCAAGGGUUUGAGAACUUCUCCAGAAUCAGAUUCUGGUGCUCCAUCCCUCACCCCAGUGGCUAGCAGUGUGCCCUUCUCACCUGACCACGACGCUGAAUUUCAAGGAGAACCACUGCGCCCAGAAAGGGAGCCUUCCUCCUCCACGUUGGGAGAUACCUCACUCUCUUCUUCAAAAUCUGAUCAAGAAAUGGAAGAAUCUCCUUUCCACCAUCAAGCUACCACCAAGAAAACGUUGCAAGAAAAAGAUGGUGCCAAAGGUCCCAAAUCACUAAGGGCAUCCAGUUCAUUGGCGGUGCAAGGAGGGAAAAUUAAGCGGAAGUUUGUGGAUCUGGGGGCACCUUUGCGAAGGAAUUCCAACAAAGUAAAGAAAUGGAAAGAAAAAGAAGUCAGUAGAUUUUCUUCAGGUAACAGGGUCUUCAGAGGCAGGCUGGACCACUGGAAACUGAAGCCAUCUUCUCCAACUCAGGCCUCCACUCGCUCGCCUUGCAUGCCUUUCUCGUGGUUUAAUGAAAGUCGAAAAGGAUCCUAUUCUUUCAGGAACCUGCCUUCACCUCCAAGUCCCCUGCAGCCUUCUUCUGAGACUCUAAUUUCAGAUAAAAAGGGGUCCAAGAAUUUUACCUUCAAUGAUGACUUCAGUCCCAGCAGUACCAGCUCAGCAGAUCUGAGUGGCCUAGGAGCGGAACCCAAAACUCCAGGGCUCUCUCAGUCUUUAGCGCUGUCAUCAGAUGAGAGUUUGGAUAUGAUAGAUGAUGAGAUCCUUGAUGACGGACAGUCUCCCAAACACAGUCAGUGUCAGAAUCGGGCCGUUCAGGAGUGGAGCGUGCAGCAGGUCUCCAAUUGGCUAAUGAGCCUAAACCUGGAGCAGUAUGUAUCUGAAUUCAGUGCUCAAAACAUCACUGGAGAGCAGCUCCUGCAGUUGGAUGGAAAUAAACUUAAGGCUCUUGGAAUGACAUCUUCCCAAGACCGAGCAGUGGUCAAAAAGAAACUCAAGGAAAUGAAGGUGUCUCUGGAGAAGGCUAGGAAGGCUCAAGAGAAAAUGGAAAAACAAAGAGAAAAGCUGAGGAGGAAGGAACAAGAGCAAAUGCAAAGAAAGUCCCGAAAGACAGAGAAGAUGGCGACUGCGGCGGAGGGUGCUGGUGAGCAGUAGCGCAAGCCGCUGACAGGGUGGGGAUGCGCUGUCUCUACCUCCUCCUGCCCUGCUCUCCUCCGAAGCAUGAAGAAGAAACUGCUGACAGGGAGAAUGCUGCUCUAGGCAGAUUGGGGACCUGUGUGUUGAAUAACUGCAUUUUCUGCAAUAAUAGAAUACCCUCUUAAUGUUCAUCUACUAAAGUAACCCCAGACCACCUUUGGUUGAUCAAACCAAGGCUAUCAUUUAUGAGAAAUACAAAGUAGUUGUGUUUCUCUCUUCUCUUACCAACAUCUUGUGUUGGGUUGGGUUUUGUCACUUGGAGAACCAGUGUGACCUUGCCCAACAGGAGUAGCACCCCCGUAGCUUUGUUAGGGGAGCACCAUUAAGUUUGUGGUGUGGGAUACUGAACAGGGUGAGUGCACGUUUCUGCCUGGCCACAGGCACCACUCCACCAUAAGAUCUGAGCUACGGAAUCCGCUCCAGUGUGUGGGAAAGGUUCCUCCUCAUCUCCAUGUCUGGACUUGCCCACAUGAAAGUGCAGGUGUUCUACCACAUAAGGACCUGCUCUGGAGAAGCAAAGUGUCCUGCUUGCUAGUCAUCAGUAAGAAAGGGGCGAAGAUAGUUAUUUGUUAACCCCAGAGGAAGCAAAAGCCUUAAGAGUUUGCAUGUGGGUAGUAGUUCUAAGGGUAACAUUUACAGUCCAGAUUCAGCCAAACAAAGAAAGAAAAAAAUCACGCAUCCAAUAGCCACGGGAUAUUGGGAUCUAUUGUUUCCUUUGUCACCACUGUGUGUUCAGUAUUUCAGCAACAAUGACACACACAACACAGCUCCUUUCCCUACUCUCCUACCCCCCCCCCCAACAAAUUGAACAGGAAAUUGAUUUUUAAGGAAACCAGCAUUUUCAGGUUUUUUUCCUCCUGGGGAACAUUCUGGCUGGUCUUCAGCCUGGUUAUAACACAAUCAAGAACUUGUCCCAUAUUUUCUACUCAAGAUUUCCCAAGUGGGCUCCGUUAGUGUUUUAACAAAUGUACUUUUAAGAAAAAUAGAAAUGCCAGUUAAAGAAAAUUUAGAUUUGAACAAUUUUAUUGAGCACACAGAAUGUUCCUGUAAAGGAGAGCUGUCAGUUACAUUUUGGAGAUGUUUUGAGUGGUUUUUGUGAGUCAUUCUCUUCCAUUCUUUGAAGAUUUCCACUUUACAGUUCAAUUUUGUUUAAGAUAGGACGAAGAACACAGCCUAGCAGUGGAGGCAGUUAAUAUGUAUUUAAAGGCAGUAUUUAGGAUUUCAGUAUUUUCAUCAAACUAAUUCAAGUGCAAGAGAUUAGGGCAGAAGGAGGAGAAAAUGAACUCAUCUAGAGAAAUUUCAAAUGAUGGGGGUAUUUUGCUGUUACUGUCUUGCUUUUCAUGCUCAUUAUCUGGUUCUCUUUACUGUACUGGCUCAAAAAUGAGGUCAUCCAUUUUCCACAGGACGAGUUUCAACGUGUGAGUUAAAGCCAGUUGAAUUCUUGGACAAGUGUUUCUUCUUUUCCUUUAUUAAAGUAGGGUCUCUGUUCCCAGCCCUGUUCAAACCUUCCACUGGGAGCUUACAUACAGAGUUAUGGCAGGGAGGCCUCUAAAGAUCGUGCUCUAAGAGGGCUCCUGCUUGUACAGCUACAGCUUACAUUUUUGGCAUUAUUUUAUUUUCUGGCUUAUUUGAAUAUAUGAAAUCUGGAAUUAUCUCAGCCAGAAAUGUCUACUCCUCUUCUUGCCCUCAUGCCUCUUUCCCUUUCAGUGCCAGCAUAUUGUCAGUUAAGCUUCAAUCCUUUGGUCACUUGUUAUAAAUCAUUUAUCAACUCUCAGAAACAUUGAUAUAAAGUAACAUUGUGUUUUACAAGUAUCAAAGUCACUAGUAUAUUUUUCUGUCUGUCUUCAUUUGGGGUAUAAUACUGAAACUGCCAUACUAGAUACUCUUUAAUAUUUUGAGAUGUGUGGUGCUUUGCUAUUUAUGAAUAUCAUGAGAAACAAGGAACCACUACUAAUGAACUACACAAUUCAGCCAAUCUUUUCUAAUGUUAAAAGGCUAACUUAGUCAAAAUCUGAUAAUACUAAUGCUUUCCAUUGUAAAUUUUUGUCAUUUUGCUUAUCUUUGAGGGGAAACUGAUCGGGAUCACACUGGAAUUUUCACUGUAUUCAUUUUAAGAAUGGAAACAGAAACAGAAUGAUGAUUACCUUAAGUUAUGUUUACACUUUGGUAAUGUUUGAAAUGGAUGUAUAUACUGGAAAUGUCUAUAAGUCUCCAUCUCUGCACAUAAUUUAUGAUCUAUUGUAUUGCAUUUUCUUAAGUGUCUUAGAGGUAUUUUCUUUUAAUCUUUACUUAUGCGCUUCCAAUAUUUAGAUCAAUGACCAACUGACAGUACUAUAAAUCAAACUCUUACUCCUCAAAUUAUUUAGUGUUUUAACUACUUUGAUUCAGUUAUAGUAAUUUUAGAUCUAAAUGAGUUAUUUUAACAUUUACUAUUUAAAACUGCUGAAAUUGUAAGAGACACUUGAUUUGAUUGUCCAACAGAGGAUAAAAUGCAAACUGAUUGAUAUAAAAGUGUGAAAACAAAGUGAAGGACCUCAGAUCUUAUGAACAUUUUGUUUUCCUAUUUCAUUUAUUGACUGACUCUAGUGCAUGAUGACCAAUUGAGGUUCCAGUUCCUACUUUAAUGCUUGUGAUUUUCAGUGUCCAUACAACUUAACACAGGAUUGUUGCUUCAUGAAUCGUAAAACUUUGGUUUUUUUAUUCAUCAGAAAAUGAACACAAAGGGAAUAUCUGAUUACUGUGAACUCUUAUCCCUAAAAGACAGCUCAGUAUGACUUUAAUGAUAGCCAAAAAUGUUUUGGAGUAUAGGUAAUGCUUUGGGGGGGUGGGGGUGGGUAGGGGACAUGUGUGAGGUCAAGCUGUAGACAGAGAACACUGCAUGAACAGUCUGGGGAAGGGUUUCCAUGAAGGGGUCUGAGUUUUAUAACAUACUUAAGAUCAUCCCCUUAAAGUAACUCAGUUUAUGUAAUAGUUUUUUUCUUUUUAAAAAGAUGUUUUUGUGCUGAAUCAAAAGUUUACUUCUGAGUGAUAGGUAGGACAGAAUCCUAAUUUUGCCCAUCCUGACACACUGAUGGAGUCCACUUUUAGUUUUAUGGCAGUAAAGCUAUUCUGUGCUCUCCUUCUUUAGCCGAGGUGGGUAUUGACUUCCUGCCCUCAGCAUCUCUUCAGUGUUUUCAACCCACAGCCCUUCCUAAUUGUAGUAUGAUAAGUGUGAAUGCCAAAUUCAGCUUUUAAGGGGCAUGACAUGGGAACAUCUGCCUUGUGUUUGUGUUGAAAACAAAUGGAAAAAGGACAUUGAGGAAUCCCAUGAACCCUUGCAGCUGCCUUGAUCUCAUUAUCCAUCUCUGACCUGAAAUCUUAGUGUAUCCAGGACUAUAGAAAUAGGCACAGAUCUUUUGAUCUAGUCUUCACUAAUCUCUGUGGUUCUUGCUUGAAAACAAAGAAUCCUCAUGUAGGUUCCUUGUGCACUAAGAUUAAUAUAUGCUUUAAAACUGUAUUUAAGAAGGUAAAUGAAAAUUUGUAUUUAUAUGGCUAUUCUAACCCAUUUAAAAGUGAUAAAGGUUAUAUAGAUAAAGCUUCAAGAGAGAAGAUCCAGUAUGGAAUAACAGUGUUAAAGAUGAUUCUGUAUGGAAUCUCAGCAAUCCUUGUAUCUCAACAAUUCUAAAAGAAAUGUCUAUAUUUUGGAUAUGGCUUAGCCCCCUUAUUACAUUGAGACAUUUAAUAAUUGCCAAGUUCCCUUUGAGAAACUAGUUAUUGCCCUAAUACAACUGCAGAUGACGGACAUUUCACGUGGGUGGACAGAAGUCACUAGGGUUCAUGUCACCUACUAAAUGCUAAGUUCUUAAUACUUUCCAAAUGAAAGGUAAAAUGGAAAAUAAAAGCUCUUUUCUUUUAAAAAUACAUUUUCAAAUUACAUUUAUCCAAGAAACUACCUGUACUUUAUUUUAAAAUGAAACAUUUAAGGAGGAAGUUCAGAAUUUUCCUUACGCUUUGGUGGAUGUGGGGAAUAAAUUCUCAAAGGAAAACAGUGUUGUGAAAAUACGAAGGAUUUUAGUGAUGCAUUUCUAAAAAACAACCUGAGUAUGCAGGUAGAUCAUGUUGGUAUUUAUCUUCAAUACUUAAAGUCUCAGGAAAUUUAGUUUUAUUCCAAAGCACUGGGAGAAAAUACUGCAAGACAAAACUCAUUUGGAUAACUUGAGGUAUCAGCAUAGAAUACAUUUAACCGAGAAGUUAGGGGGCAGAAAAAGCACCUACAUCAUCAUCCCCCUGAAAAGUGAGUGCAUUGAGUUCUAUUUAUGGUAGGUAGGGGAUCCUGUUGUGCCUCUGCAUGGGCUUCCAGGUGGAGGUGUUGAGGGAGUGUUUGUUACUUGAGAGCUCAUGAUGUGAAUGUGUGGAUCAAGCUCAGCAUGUGACUUGUUUCUAGAUCUACAGAGUGGGUAAGAAAAAUCAGGAUGAUUUCCAACCCUUGGCCUUACCUUAAACCAACCCCAUAACUGCUAGGGAUUCAAAAGCGAAUGAGGUAAGGAAGACAAGAACAAGAGGCAACGCCUUCAUAAUGUGCAUGCCACUCGUGUAGAUGUACAGGACUAUAUAGUGUGAAUAUAUCUUCCACCUACAUACACACACAUGUACCACAGUCACAUGGCAUAAAAACACAUACUGUUUCUGGAUCAGUAAUAUCAGCUAGGACCCUGAGCAGUAAUCAUAGCCUUAUGCCACUUUUUGGGUUGUGUAUACAUUGAAUGGCUCAUAAGAUUUUAAGAGAUUUUUUUUUAAUGUAAGUAUUUCUACUAAAAUGCACUUAUCCUUCUACAUGUUUAUAUAUUUUGGUAAAAUUGAUUUAUUAGAUACUUGGUAUUUUAGUAUGAUACUAUUUCCUCAAAUGCUGGGUUAAUGCUUUGAUGUCAAGAUCACACAUUACUGAGUUGAAGCUCAGAAAUUGAUGUAGCUUUGGAUAUUUUCAACUGUGGACUGCAUUUUCCUUGGCUAAAAAUUGCACUGUGCUUUCUGCGUUUGCUCAUACUCUAAAAUGACAUCUUUGGUGGCUGUGAUGCUUAAGUCAUUAACGACUGGCUUUCUAAUGGCAGUGUUUCCAUCACAUGGUCAUCUUUCUUUUUCUUGCUGAAUGACAGCAUGGUUAAGUCAUUGCCCUGUCUAACAAAAGUGGAUGUGAGCAUGAAAAUGGUGUUGGAAGGUGUACACUUCUAUUUCUUUCAGCUAUUUUUUUCACACAGCCAGGCUUUCUGUUGCAGAUUCAGUCUUUCAUUCCUAUAGGAACAAUUGGCCAAGAAUAAUUAAAUCACCUAAAAAAGUGUGAAGUAGGCAGCUAGAUAACACCUCCUAACAACAUCAGAUUUAGAUAGUGCUUAGUGACACCCCUUAACUGUAUAUGUAUAUGUUCUCCUCAAUAUUAUUUAUUAUCAUCACUAACACUUUCGUAAUCUUAAUGGUGUUGCAUUUAAACCACUAGUACAACUACUACAUAUCACAAAACUGGCCAGCUGGGAAAAAAAAAAGAGAGAGAAUGAAUUGUUCCAUUGUAAGAAGUUGAUUUAUUUUAAUCUUUCGUUAUGUAUCACUAAAGGGAAAAGGUUGUUUGAAAAUAAUUUAAAUCCAAUAAGUAUGGAUAGCAUGUUACCUGAAACUUUUAAUUUGUACACUUUGUGUCUGUUCAUUUGCAUGGAAGAGACAAUAGUGCCACGUCUGAAUUGUUCUCUUGUGCUUGGUUCUAAUAUGUAUUUCCCUAGAUUGUUCCAUUUCCAACGACACUCUUAUUCUUUGGUUUUCAGAGGCAUUCAAAGCAAAUUAUCACAGUGGUCCUUUGUUUCCAACCAAUCUAAAAAUACCUGUGAUUAAAUUUAAUUUGUUAGUGUAAAUAAAUUUCUUGCCAAUGAGUAUUAUUGUUGUUAGACAACGAAUGCAAUAAAAAGAGAAA